AUGCCGGCCGUUGCCGACGCGGCGGCCGCUGCGGAGCCGGCGGGCGACGCUUCCAUGUACGAUGCGGAUCACGAGCUCGUCCGCGAGGUCGUCGCGCACCUCGCCCACUCGCAGCCCUGGCUGGGAGACUCCCGGCGUGUAGUGCAAGAGAUGCUGCGGUGCCUCAAGUGCUACGCGGACGCCGAGCACCCUGAGAUGUACAGCAUGCCGGCGGUGCUGGACGAGGCAUGGCACGCGUUCAUCCUCAACACGCGCGACUACAUCGCAUACUGCUACGCACACUUUGGACGCGUCAUUCACCACAGCACGGCGACGUCGCGCGACACGGAGGAGGAGAAGGAGGAACGACGGGCGAACCUGAGGGGGGCGUAUGCGGGGACGCACGGGCGCGCGCCGCCGGAGGACGUGUGGGGCGGCGCGGGGUCGAUGGCGCUGGCGCUGCCUGCAAAGCGGCAACGCACGGAGUCGCAGGAAGAGGCGCCCGAGGUCAGGAUGCGCUUGACAUUUCGCGACCAGUCUGGAAGGAGCAUCAACUUUAAUGUCAGACCCACGACGCGGUUCGAGGUGAUGAUGAAGAAGUACUGCGAGCACUUUGAUGUCGAAUUGAAGGAGGCGGCCUUCAGGUUCGAAGGCUCUCGAUUGAUGCCUGACGGCACGCCUCGUGAGAUGGACAUGGAGGACGGCGAACAGGUGUACGUCAUCAUCAAACAGGCAGGAUGCUAG
This is a messenger RNA of Pedinophyceae sp. YPF-701, 723 nucleotides long. NCBI's taxonomy places the organism in Eukaryota, Viridiplantae, Chlorophyta, Pedinophyceae. The record is from the annotation of a GenBank genome assembly.